Molecule: messenger RNA, 9249 nt
Organism: Arvicanthis niloticus (Nile rat)
Lineage: Eukaryota; Metazoa; Chordata; Mammalia; Rodentia; Muridae
Gene: Hif1an
Product: hypoxia inducible factor 1 subunit alpha inhibitor
Biological process (GO): negative regulation of Notch signaling pathway
Cellular component (GO): nucleus; cytoplasm
Molecular function (GO): [protein]-asparagine 3-dioxygenase activity; peptidyl-histidine dioxygenase activity; ankyrin repeat binding
Source: RefSeq, a predicted model, not a curated record
GGCGGGGCCGUCCCUAGAGUAGAGAUGGCGGCGACGGCAGCCGAGGUUGCGGCCUCUGGCUCUGGAGAGGCCCGGGAAGAGACUGAAGCUCCGGGUCCGGCCUGGGAUGAGUCCCAGCUACGAAGUUACAGCUUUCCGACCAGGCCCAUCCCACGUCUGAGCCAGAGUGACCCUCGGGCGGAAGAGCUCAUCGAAAAUGAGGAGCCUGUGGUGCUGACCGACACAAACCUUGUGUAUCCUGCUCUGAAGUGGGACCUCGAAUACCUGCAAGAGAAUAUUGGCAACGGAGAUUUCUCUGUGUAUAGUGCCAGCACCCAUAAGUUCUUAUACUACGAUGAGAAGAAGAUGGCCAACUUCCAGAACUUUAAGCCGAGGUCCAAUAGGGAGGAAAUUAAGUUUCAUGAGUUCGUUGAGAAACUACAAGCUAUACAGCAGCGCGGGGGAGAAGAGCGGUUGUAUCUGCAGCAAACACUCAAUGACACCGUGGGUAGAAAGAUUGUCAUGGACUUCUUGGGUUUUAACUGGAACUGGAUUAAUAAACAGCAGGGGAAGCGUGGCUGGGGGCAGCUGACCUCUAACCUGCUGCUCAUCGGCAUGGAAGGAAACGUGACCCCUGCUCACUAUGAUGAGCAGCAGAACUUUUUUGCCCAGAUAAAAGGCCACAAGAGAUGUAUCUUAUUCCCUCCGGAUCAGUUCGAGUGCCUCUACCCAUACCCUGUCCAUCACCCCUGCGACAGGCAGAGCCAGGUGGACUUUGACAAUCCUGACUAUGAGAAUUUCCCCAAUUUCCGAAACGUGGUUGGUUAUGAAACAGUGGUUGGCCCUGGGGAUGUUCUUUACAUCCCAAUGUACUGGUGGCACCACAUAGAGUCAUUACUAAAUGGGGGAAUUACCAUCACUGUGAACUUCUGGUAUAAGGGGGCUCCCACCCCUAAGAGAAUCGAAUAUCCUCUCAAAGCUCAUCAGAAAGUAGCCAUCAUGAGAAACAUUGAGAAGAUGCUUGGAGAAGCCUUGGGGAACCCACAAGAGGUGGGGCCUUUGUUGAACACCAUGAUUAAAGGCCGUUACAACUAACCUGCCAGAGGUCAAGACCUCCUGCCAGGUGACUGCUGUCCUGUCCACAUGCUUCGUUGAUGAGGACAGGACACUCCAAGCACUAGUAUUGCACGCUGCACUUAAUGGACUGGACUCUUGCCAUGGCCCUGGAGGCAGGUGUCUGAGGCAAGGCAGGGUAGUUGACUCCACUCCCAUUUGGAAAGGUUUCUCACCCUUGCCUCUUGAGCCCCAGAACCUUCCCUCUUUGUCCCCCUGAAGUCCUGCAUUUAGUGUGUGGAGUCCCAGCUUCUGGUUGUAAUCAUGUCUGUGUUAGUCUGUUAACCUCAGGGUGUGUGUGUGUACAUGUGUGCAUAUGCAUGUGUGUAUACACACACAUGCAUGUAUCUGUUCCUUGUUCCCUCUUCCUGGGUCAGGAUGUCACUUCUGGCUCUCAGCUCCUGUCUCCUGAAGCCUCAGUGGCUUAACCUGGGAGGAGAGAUGCUCCUGUAUCUCUACAGCGUCUGGGCUGUGGUGCCAGAAUGAAUCUGCACGUCAGUCUGCCGUCUGCCAGUUUUUGCAGCAUAGUCAGGCUACAAACCAGGUGGCAAUAACUGCUGGGACCCUAGUGGGGGCAUUGAGAAGGAGGCUUAUCUCUGGGAGCCUAGGUAGCCUUCUAGAGGAAGAGGAUUAGAUAGGAUUCCAGGUGAGAACUACAUGCUCAAGCCAUACAUAGAAGGAAAACUUGGGGACCUAAAAACAGAGGAUUGUGCGUAUGUCUAAAUAUAGGCAGAUGCAGCUGUUCUCUGUCAGUACCAGCUCUUGCCCCUGUGCUGCACUAAGGGGAUUCUAGCUCUGACUUCUUUGGGCUUCAGGGGUAUGAACCUCUGCAUGUGUGUGUACACAUCUGCACACUUGUAUGUAUGUGUGUUCACACUUGCCAUCCUUCUUGCUUACUAAGGUUCUCUACUGCUUACAUUGUCCAGUGUGACAGUACGGUGUGAACCCCAGAUACUGCCUGACUUAGCCUUUAGCUUUUAAACUUGGAUUUUAGCCAUCCUAUCUUGGUCAGACCUUACUGCAGCCUACCUAAAGCUGACUGGCUCAAGCCUCCAGGUCCCGUGUCUUUCCCUGUCCAGGCCACAUCCCCUGCUCCUGCUGAGCUUCCUGGCUGAGUAGAUGAAAUGGGGUCAAACUUAGGCAGCUAACUUAAUACCUUUCAUCCACCUCAGGGCAAGGGAAAAAAUGUCCUCUUGCCUCUUGGAGCCAGCGCCUCUGUCAGACCCAACAAAGCGUGGCAUGACAGCUGGAGUAGAACUGGUAGAGCUUGGAGACAGAAUUUACUUUUCUGUUGGUUCUGUUUAUGGGAACCCUCCUUAGGGCUGCAGCUCGGAGCUGGGCAGCUCAGUGUUACACAGCACAGAGCGCCAUCAUUCACAUCUGUUAAGAGGGAGUGGUGGCCCUGUGUCCACUUACCUCAAGUCCCUUCUCCAUCAUCCAUUUCUCUAAAAUCUGAGUUAGAAGUCUGAUUUUAUUCUUUCCUUUGUCACCUUUAAUCCCCUUCCCUGUAGAUUUGACCUCCAGUGUGCAAGCUGUGGGUCUUAGCCCUGAAGCUCAGCUUGCAGUGCCCCAUGGACUGAAAAGAUGCAUGUGUAUGCUUGCGCACCCCUGUGUGCACUUAGGGGAAGGGAUCUUUAGUACCCCUUUCUGGGGGCUAUGAUGCAACGUGGGUGUGCAGACCUGGUACCUUCUUGAGUAUAGCUCUUUAAAUUCACCCAGUGCUGGACAGCGUGAUUACAAUAAACUCAUGCCUCCAUCUCUUUUGGGAAAGAGGAACAUAGCAGAGGAGCAAGGCAGAGCGGUAUCAAUUUGGCCACCAUGACGGAUUUUCAUUCUCAGCAGAUCUAUGGCCCCGGCUCUGCCCUCAAAGGUGUCAGAUGUGUAGCAGGGGUCUGCUUAGUUGAUCCUUCAGUCUACUCUGCCUCUCACGGGUCUGACCUAGAGUGGCUGGGAGAAAGGAGAGAAAAGGUGAGCUCUGGGACCAUCACAGGAUUGGCUCUGAUGCUGGUAUGAUGUCAUAGCUGUUCCUGAUUUUAGACACCUGAUAUGUACCUAUUGCUUUUAGUUCUGUCCCUCCCAAUGCUGCAUGAUAGCUUCUUACUUCACAGAUGAAGAAACCGCUCAGAGAGUAGGAGAAGAGUGGUAGUCAAGACCAAACUAAUGCUGUUUGGCUCUAAAGCCACCCCUCCCCUGAUCCUCCAUUUCUUCCAAAUGCUGUUGGUUCUCUACCUCACCUCAAGCCUUGUUCCCCAGACAGUGUGCAAGCAGGCUCAGGCAAGAGGGUGUGGAAGGGUGAAAGGUUUGGGGGCUUCAGCUAGGGACAUGGGAAAGCUGCCUGGAAAGCCAUAUUAACAAGUGAAAGGUUCUGGGAAGAAGUGGAAGAGUGAGCCCUGGCUCUGCUGGGGAGGGGUGCUGUGUAUUCUGGAGUGUAGGUCUCAUAUCUCCUCUCAACACACCUCUGCAUUCGAUUCAGGUUCCGCUGGGCCACUUCCUCCUGUGAAUGACAUGCAGGAUCUCACCUAGGUUAGGGCUGUUGAGGCUUCAGUUGUACUUGCAACAGAAGAAGCAUUGCUACAGUGUCUACCCAUUCUAGCCAGCAGCACAAGAGUCAGAUGUGCCAAGGAAGGUGGAGACUUGGGCUUGUCCUGGGGUCAGCCAUGUUGCAAGCUCUCACAUUUAUAUCAGCAGUACAGUGAAAACUACUGUUUUGUGAAGUCAAAUAUUUGCUGGGGGGUUGGAGUUACGGGGUGGAGGAGGGGCUGUUCUGGGCAUCAGUUGAGCAGAUGCCCAGGAUGCCUGGGGGAGACCAGCUUCCCCUACAAAUCAGAGCUCUAAAUUACAAGGUUUUUACCAACGCGAACAGUUGGGGGAAGUCGUCUGCUCUCAUUUGCGUAAUGGUUUCUGUCACUGGUGAUUAGACACAGGAUGAAGGAAAAGAAAUUUGACAAUUAGGAAUGAGCCAUCAUUAAUCUGAAUCUGUUAGGAGACAGAGAGAGGAAGGAUCCUUACUAGUGGGCCAACCCAGUAUGUGGAGACACUCCCUGUCCCUGACCCCAGAAUCUUCUGGGCCACAUACCCUUUUGGAGUUCCCACAAGUAUGGGUAGAGCUUGCAUGCCUUCAUAGACUACGAGUCCAGUCCCAGCUUGAGGUUGAUUUGCAAACCGACAUCUUUCUGCAUGAGCCCCGCAAAGUUGAAGGUAGCUGAGUGAGUGGUGGGCACAGUAGGCUAGUUAUGAUGUGUGCUUAGUUACAGGAGGUGUUUCUGUAGUCAACACUGUUAAGCUCCACCAGUGACAGAGAAGGAUCUGUCACUUCCCAGCACUUGAGCUUGUGCAGGAAACCUGAUCUUUAUCAAAGCCCAGACCCUGGUGGAAGUUGGAAAGGAGACCACUUAAAGAGUAGCAGAGCCGAGGUGUGUGCAAGGAGGGCUGGUGUGAGGAAGAGCGGGGUGCAGCACAGGCUGCCUGGGGAGGAGACUCUUCCUCAAGCCUCUCAGCAGCAUUGACUGCCUCUGCAUCAGUGAGCCGUUGCUGUGGGGAGCGUUGAGGUUCCUGGCUCAGUGACCCAGUGAUGUGGCUAUUAAAAAGGUGUGGAGAAUCCAACUUAGAUCUUCCAGUGUCUGAGACUUACCUCACCACUCACCCCCGUCCCUUCAAAUGCCUACGAAUAGUAAUCUGUACCAAGUAGUAGUCCUCACCAUUAAUGUGUUCCUUAGAUCCCAGGUCCCCUCAAGGCUUGGGGAGAGGGGGCUCCUCUGUCUCUUUUCAUAAUGUGAACUUCUCAAGGAUGGUGCUAUCUCAGUCCUUGGUAAGUUCCCUACCUCUGUUGUCUUUCAUCCUUCAAAACUUGGUGCAGAAUUUAGCAAGGGCUACCAGCAGUGACCCUCUGAUCAGUUUUACCUAGAUGGCCAGGUGUGGGGAUGAGGGUAGCUCAGGGUUCUAGAGCCCAGACCUUUCUGGUUCCUAUUUCUCUUGGCGUCCUCUUAACCCAUCUCUAAGUGGCUCUUUGAGCUUUCGCAUACCCAGGCUCUCAGUAGCCUCUUUACCAAGGCUCUUUUCUUCAAAGAAGCUCUCUGGCUCCUAUGCUGGACAGCUUGGCUAGAGGCUCCCUCUCCGCAGGGUUUCUCUCUGUCCCUGCUUCACUUCUGACCUCAGGUAGCUCUGCUGCUGUGUCCCUGCUGCGUUGCUGUGUCUGUCUGCUCUGUUCACUUGCCAUUCCUUGGUCUUUCCAUGCUGGGUCAGCUUGUCCUGCUCUGGCGGUCCUUUCUACUAUGUCUUCAGUCAGCGCUGUUUAACUACAGACCCAUAGGGUCCUGACUGCAGCCCUGUUUUGAGCACUUUGGGGAUGUUUCUGGAGGAAUAGAGGCUCAGAAACUGGUGUCCUCAAGGCCCAUGGGCCUGUGAUUAGCGAUGCCUUGGAGACAAUUGGGGAGGGACCUGGAGAGGUGAAGUACUUCGAGAAAGAGGCCAGGCUCGGGAAACCAGGGUAGCAGGAGCCAGCUCUGUGUUUCCAUCUGAGUGUACCCUCGUGCCUUAGGGUCCAGCAGUUCAGGGAUGAGGGACAUUUUCUGAAUGUCUCCUAAUUUCUCUCAGGUCUUUGGCUCAGUGUCACCAAGUUUGACAGACCCCUUCAUUCCUGAGCUUGCUAGAAGGGAAGCAGCAUAUUGAGUAGUCUGGUGUCAAGAGUGGAGGCCUCCCAUGAGAAAGGCUUGAAUGGUAGGGGACAAGAGGAAGGGCCCAGUGGUCCGUCAGCUUAUCACCAGAUGACUCUCCAUUCCUCCAAGAGAAUAAGUACAACAGUUGAUUCAAGAAGUUUCUUUAAAACUGCCCGCCCUCUUCACCUAAAAUCUGUUCUCAUGUUAGGAAGGAAUGUGUGUCCUUAAUUUUCAAGGGGAAACAGUCUAGUGUUUAAAAGCAUGUGUCUGGGGUCUGGUCCCUUCGGUACAUUUCUAGCUUGCUACUUACCAGCUGGGUUUGACCUUGGUUGAUUCAUUUAACCUGAGUCUGUUUCCUUUACUAUAAUGACUUGUGGGGGUGGGGGUUUGAAAAUAUCUACCUCAGGGUUGCUGGAUUAACUGAAAUAAUGUCUGUAAAGCUUUAGCACAGUGCCUGGCAAGCACUUAAUAAAUGGCUGUGGUGGUGGUGGUUUAUAGUAUGACUUAUUUUAAAAAUUUGGCUUCAGUGAUGUAUAAGAUUUCCAGUGACACAUCCUCUCUAAACCCAUGCCUCUUCUGCCUGGUCAACCAGACUCCUGCUCACUGCUGCCUGGGCGUCUGAGCCCCGCACUGACCUGUUGUGGGAGCGCAGUUGCUCCUCCUUCCUGGAGAAGCUAUUGCCUCUCACACACCUAGACACUGACACAGGUGUGAGCACCUACCCCUGCUCACACAGGUCUCCCAACUGUCACAAGGACCUGUUGCCACUCCUUGUAAAUUCCUCUGGAAAAGAGUAUGACAGCUGCGGCCCCUGUGGCUCACUUUUAUGACAUUCAGUGUGUUUAAAUGACAAGUGUGUUGAGAUUGCUCGAGGGCAUAGGGAAUUCUAAUUGAAGAAAAUGGGUGGGCGUUAACAUACUGUUUGUUAAGUGCUUCUGUUUCAGGCACUGUGCUAGUCCCUUGCACUGAGUGCUCCUGGUUCAGUAGGGGAGUUAAGGUUGCAUGUGGACAAGCACCUCACUCAACUCACAGUAGGGUACCGACAGUAGGGUGGCCGCCUAUGGAACAAUACAGCCCGAACUGAUAACUGGAAGAUAUGUAGCUACUCAGGUUGCAGGAAAAGUAGAAGGUGUGUUUCUGCCCAACUUUCUCUUGUGUCUAGUCUGCCCAAAGAGUUUGCCAGAGAAAGGACCAGAUGUAGUAACAGGAAAAGAAUAAAAACCUUUGGUUAGUCACAGAAAUCUGGCAAUCUGCUUGCUGGCCCACAUUUGUUGUGAAGGGCAGAUAGAUUGGACUGGACUACUUAAAGUGCCCCACUGACCUCUCGGACAGCCUAGCCGCUAAACAGGUUACUCAGGCUUCAGCCUGAAAUUUACUUGUGUGUGUGAGAUUACCAGCACCUCCCACAAUGGGAUCCCACUGAUCUUCUGGACUCUGUACCACCCCUGGCUACCUCCCUUUGUCUUAGGGUGCCAAAUUUUGAUGGUUCCCUCUUCAGCCGUGAAGCCUCUCCAGGCUCUGGUGCUAGCCCCAUUAGGGGUUUAGCCUUAUGCUAAGCUGUCCCUCUGGGCAGCAGGGAAUUUAGAGUCACCUGCAGUCACCUCUUUUAUGUAAUUCUGGCCUUGGGCCUUGACUUUCUUCCCCAUUGCACCAGCCAAAUUUAUUGGUUUAUUCUUUUUGCUUAAGACCUGUUCACUUGGUCAUUAAGGUCAAUCCUGUCUUUAGGGAAGCUCUGUACAUUAACCCAAAGUCGGCAUGUGUGGACCAGGUUUUUAUUCUGUUUGAGUAGAUAGUGUGUAGUGCAGUGUAGGGGAGAGGUUGAGAACGAUGAACACACACUGGGUCUGCCGUUCUGCAUGACUUUAAGGAAGUACAAGUUGGCUGGACUUGAGCUCUUCAUCGCCACACACUGGACAGUUACACAAAACAAGCUAGGUGAGGAAAGGCUCAGCCGUGCUCCUUAUCCUCCAGGGUCCAGGCUUCUGUCCUUACAGCUUCCCAACUAGGUCCUGUGGCCAGUUGUCAGCGCCUGAGCAGGGCACAGGGGUGAGCAUCAACCGCUCAAGGCUCCUUCCCCUCAUCAGUGACUUGCAGCUUUGUCAGGGACCUUAUCCCCAUUGCCAUCUCUGGGCAGUGAUUUUACAGAAGUCAUUUUCUACACUAUAAAAAUACAGAACUGUGAAGUCAAUACAUUAGACCUAUUUUCCUCUCUUGAGGACUAAAGAUAAUUGUCUUUAAAGAUAAUCGAAGGUUUGUACUAGCUGGUGACAGUAAGGGAUGGAAGGAGAUGCUGGUGUGUGCAGGGUGUCACAGUAGGGCCACAGUGUUGCAAACAAAGUUGUCACAUGCUGUUGCACUAGUCUGCAGGCAGAUCACCCCUGGCUAGAAGAUGUUGCUUCUGCACAUCUUUGAAAUUUCACUUCUGCCUGUCCUUUAUAGUCAGCAUAGCCAUGGCUCUUUGAAGGACUUGCAUGACACACCGCUGUGGCCACCAUGCAUGAGUCUGAGUCCUCACUUAACCACUUCCUAACGCUAACCUUAGUUAACGUCUUUGGGCCCCAGCUUCCUGGUUUGGUCUGUGAAAUAACAGGUAGCUUGCAACGGUGAGGGUUUGUGAGGCAACUUCAGACCCAGCUCAGAGAGGGCACUUGGGAAAUGUGUUUUAUUACAAAAACUAUAGUGUUUUCUGGGUGCAGGAAGAAAAUCUGCCAGUAGUAGAACUUUAAUUACUUUACCCUGAUUCUCCAGAUACAGUUCUCAAAGAAUUCACACAGAAUAGGUGUAGCUGAGGUGAAGAAAGAAAAAAAGAGAUCAUAGGUGAUGGAGGGGACUAGAAAUCCAUAAAGCAGGGCUGUGUUAAAGAUGGUUCUGCCAGGACAGGAUCUCAGGGAGCAGGGAUCGAGACCCAAACCUGUUGAAGGGGCAAGAGGGUGUGCAGGGAACAGCUGCUGGGUGGGAAGAAUUUAAGUGUCCGGGUGGUGACUAAAGCACAGAGUGGAGGCUGUUUGGUUCUGCUAUGCCUCAGCCACUCAUCUUUAAAGUCACCACUACCACUGCCUUUUGGGGUUGCUUUCACAUGAAAGCAUUACAGAACAUAAACACUGUAAAGGCCCCUUCCGGAGUUGUUCCUGAGACUGAGGGUUGGGGGAGCUUUUAUAGAGAGGUGGGCCACAGGAGUUCAGAUUUUCAGAUUACAGGUUGUCAUGGCCUUAGCUGGGAAUCAGCAUGUCCAUCAGAAUACUGCCAUCCUGCCACAUCUGACUGGCUAGAAUUCUCAAGAAGUAAAAGCACUGUAUGCAAGAGAGCCUUCUGAAGUUGUGUAGACUACGCUUGAAUUUUGGUUUCACUUUUGCCUUAUGUUGACUGUCAAUUACUUUGAGCUUGAAUACAUUAACAGGUGCCCUCAUAUGGCUUCUAGAAAUGAAUGAAGUGAGAUUGUGAACUCGGUGCCUGGUGUAUGUUAGCUUCCUUUGCUCCUUGGAGGCAGGUUGUUUGUCCAACA